Molecule: messenger RNA, 591 nt
Organism: Closterium sp. Yama58-4
Lineage: Eukaryota; Viridiplantae; Streptophyta; Zygnematophyceae; Desmidiales; Closteriaceae
Source: the annotation of a GenBank genome assembly
AUGCAACAGCAGCAGAUGCCACAGAAGUUUGCAGGACAGCCUUAUGCAGCACUGCUACAGUCACACUUACCGCAUGCACUAGUACAAGGUGAGACUGCCGCUGGUGCAGGCACAUCAGACUCCAGAGCCAAGCGCGUUUUGACGCGCAACAGAAACUACAACCAGUAUGGGAAGUAUCGGGGAGUGAGGAAGCGUGGGGCGUCUGGCUACAUUGCGGAGAUUAAGGACACGACUCACGGGUUCCGCAAAUGGUUGGGCACGUUUUCUUCUGCAGAAGAGGCGGCUCGGUUGUUCGAUAGAGCUGCUUUUGGUGUCCGAGGCUCAAAGGCGAAGCUCAACUUUCCAAAAGUAUUUUUCCAGGAAAGGGGAGCAGUGGGUUCCAAUUCUGCAGAUCCAGAAGCACCGGUUCAGAUGGAAGCCGCAGGAAUGGAGGAAGGUAAUAUUGGUGACAAAGGUCGCCUGCGAGUGCCAAAGAUUAGGUUUGUGAAGCAGCAGGAAGGGGAGAUGGUGAUGGAGGAGGGGGGGGAGGAGGAGGAGGAGGAGGAGGAGGAGGAGGAGGAGGAGGAGGAGGAGGAGGAGGAGAGAGGGUAA